UGCCUGGCUCCAAAUUCCAAAAAGAAGCUAAAUUUGAAGUUUGAAAUCUGUAUUUUUUCUCUCUCGGUACAAACUCUGCAUGGAAUGGAAACCCUCAAAAUCAGAACACAAAGCCUGCAAUCUCCAAAACCCCAAUUCAUGAACUCACUCUUUUCAAGGCUCAAACCCAAUUUCUCUUCAAUCCCCUCUCUAUCUUGCCUAAAACCCUUUUGCACGACCAAUCCUUUAACUUCAUCUCAUGCCUUGAGAACAAGCAGCAGCAGUAAUAGUAGUGCUUCAGGGGACCGUGUCAGGGUUAGGGCUAAUGUAGCUGAAGCUGCAAGACGAUUGAAGGAGGACUGGUUAGACUCUCUUUCUUACCCAUAUCCUGAUAAUCAAACUGAGCUUUCUGCUUGCGGUGGAGCUGAUUCCACCCAGAGCAAUGUGGGUUCCGAAUGGGCCAUCGGUAUCGACCCAGAUAUUUCCGGUGCUCUUGCCCUCUUGAAAACUGAUGAGUCCGGUUGUUCUGCUCAGGUGUUUGAUGCUCCUUACUUGAAAGUGUUGGUUGGAAAAAGAAUUCGAAAGCGUUUAGAUGCUAAGUCUAUUGUUCAGUUGCUUCGUAGUUUUGAUGCUCCAGUUGGAACUACUGCAUACAUUGAGCAAUCAAUCCCAUAUCCAAAAGAUGGGAAACAGGGAUGGUGGAGUGGAGGAUUUGGUUAUGGAUUAUGGAUCGGCAUGUUAGUGGCAUCUGGAUACUCUGUAGUUCCAGUACCAUCUGUAACGUGGAAGAAUGAAUAUGAACUAUCUGGAAGCAACCGUACAAAGGAUGAUAGUCGAAGGGUUGCAUCAACAUUAUUUCCAUCACUGAGUUCUUUAUUAACAAGGAAAAAGGACCAUGGAAGAGCUGAGGCCUUACUUAUUGCUGCAUAUGGCAAAGGCCUGAAGUUGAAGUCAGGCACAUCAUGCAUUUUAGAUGAAUUGCCUUAAAUGUGGCAGAUUGCUUGGCAGCCCAUCUCACCUAUAUGUUCUUUACGCUGAUGCUGCAUGCAAAAUUUGUGGGAAACUAAUGGCAGCACCGAUUUACAAGAUGAAGCAGCAGAUAAAUGAAGAGCAUAAUGAAUUUUUGCCCAUGAGAGCAGUAAUGUCCCUCGCAUUCAUGGAGACAGGAGAAAAAACGAGGAGAUGCAGACUGGAUGGCCAUUUUUUAGUGAAUUUGUUGUUUUGGUUGGAUUUCUGUCCCCUUGAUCCACCAAGUUGGCAUAUUGAUAAAUUGUAGGAUAAAUAUGGAAAAUUGAUAUUCUUGCCCCUAUGGCUCAUUGUUGUCUAUCUGACACGCUGGCUCAUUAUUUGCUGUCUACCUGAUAUCAUUCAAUAUGAGAAUUUUGUAUAAAUUUUGCUAGUA
Messenger RNA from Hevea brasiliensis (rubber tree), 1381 nucleotides. Its product is annotated as Holliday junction resolvase MOC1, chloroplastic. Lineage: Eukaryota; Viridiplantae; Streptophyta; Magnoliopsida; Malpighiales; Euphorbiaceae. The transcript is spliced from 6 exons. The annotation marks the transcript as partial. Gene Ontology annotation, molecular function: crossover junction DNA endonuclease activity. The record is from RefSeq and is a predicted model, not a curated record.